This is a messenger RNA of Cynoglossus semilaevis (tongue sole), 3247 nucleotides long. It is a transcript of the gene macrod2, whose product is annotated as mono-ADP ribosylhydrolase 2. NCBI's taxonomy places the organism in Eukaryota, Metazoa, Chordata, Actinopteri, Pleuronectiformes, Cynoglossidae. Bases 190 to 1419 code for a protein of 409 amino acids. The transcript has 18 exons. Gene Ontology annotation, molecular function: ADP-ribosylglutamate-[protein] hydrolase activity. The record is from RefSeq and is a predicted model, not a curated record. Gene Ontology annotation, biological process: peptidyl-glutamate ADP-deribosylation; purine nucleoside metabolic process; DNA damage response. Gene Ontology annotation, cellular component: nucleoplasm.
UUUACGGCAGAGUCACGGUAGGUUGAGGCCACUGAGCUUCAUAGAAAUCUGACAGCUUCACAGGUGAGACGAGCGUCCAGUGCUUAUUCCACUUUCACAUUUCAGCUACUUCCCGGAACACUGUUCACUGUGAGCCUGGGGUUGCCACAGUCAAAAAACAACCUUUCGAAGUCUAUUCAUUCCGGCAGCAUGAGCAAAAAGAAAAAGGACUGGAAGACUGAAAAAGAGCGACUGCUCCGUCUAGAUGGGGAGGAGAGACGCAAGGAAUACCGGCGCCAAGACUUCAUACCUCUGGAGAAGAUUCCGACCUGGAGAGAAGAGAACAGAGCCAAUAGAAAAGAAGAAGGAAAGGAAGUUCCAGGAAGAGGAGGACUGAGUGACAAAGUAUCUCUCUACAAAGGAGACAUCACAGUGUUGGAGGUGGAUGCUAUAGUCAACGCCGCAAACUCCAGUCUUCUGGGAGGAGGUGGAGUUGAUGGCUGCAUACACAAAGCAGCAGGGUCCUGUCUGUAUGAUGAGUGCCACUCGCUAAAUGGCUGUGACACGGGCAAAGCCAAGAUCACCUGUGGAUAUGAUCUGCCUGCAAGAUAUGUGAUCCACACUGUGGGCCCAGUGGCCAGAGGUCACGUGAGCACGACAGAGACCAAUGACCUCACCUCUUGCUAUCAGAACUCCCUCAGGCUGGUGAAGGAGCAUGGCUUGAGCAGCGUGGCCUUCCCAUGUAUAUCCACAGGCAUCUAUGGUUUCCCAAAUGAGCCAGCAGCUGACAUCGCUCUCAAAACAGUAAAAAGAUGGAUUGAAGAGAACCCAGAUUCGAUCACACUGGUUAUAUUCUGCGUCUUCUUGGAGACUGACUUUAACAUCUACAAAAAGAAGAUGGCUGCCAUAUUUCAAGACAAUGAUAUGGAGGUUCCAGAGGAUCAGCAGAAAGAAGACGACACACCACCGUCCCCAAACUCCACAGUCAAGGAAGAAACUGAAGAAGAUGACAACGCAGGUAAAGAGGAAACAGGUGAUGAAGAAGAAGGUGACAAUGAUGCAGAGGAAAAAGAAGAAGACGUGGAGAUGGCUAGUCAAAAUCCAGAGGAUGAUACAAGAGAUAAUGCGCCAAAUCAAGAGGAGACGAAAGAGACAAAUGAAAACCAGGAAGAAAAGGAAGAAGUGGAAAUAAUUAAUGACACGGCUGAAGGUGAUAACCAGGGCAAGAACAAAGAAGACACAGCAGAGGAAGAUCAACCUGCUUCAAAAGAUGAAGACAGUCAAGCAACCACGGUGGAGAUGGAAGAUGUCUCUGAGAUUAAUGACACUGGCACCAGCAACAGAGAGGAGAUGAAGGAUCAUGUGGAGAGCUCAGAAGAGCCCAAUUCAAUUCCUACUGACAGCAAUCAGUCCAAAGACACUGUUGAGAAGAAGGAUUGACCAGCUGAGGGCAAGGACAAUCAACCUCAUCUGACAGCCAGCAAACUGUGCAAAGGCCAACAACAGCGGUGUCAACCCGGUCCAUGUCAGGGUUAUUGUGCGCCGACUCUGACAUCGGUACAGGACAACCAGUUAGGUCUGGGUCAUACUUUCUCCCAUGUGUUUCGGCAGAUGCAAAAUAAAUAUAAAUAAAAUAAAAUAAUAAUACAAAUAUAUUAAUAUUAUUUAUUAUUAAAUAAUAAAAUAAAAUAAAUGCUCUCACAUUUUGCUUUGUUCUCACAUGUCAUAUCAUUUUCAGUUCAACCUCUCACAUUUACAUGUCACUGAAUAGUUUCAAGUCAUCAUUACAUCCACAGCUGACAAACAUGAAAAAGUUGAGAACACAUCCAUGAUCAGACACAUUCUCCCAUUCUGAAUUGGCAUCACACAAACACACACCUCUGCCAUCAUGGAAAGUAUGACCCAGGUCUUAUUUCACAGAUGCUCACAUUCCCUACUUGAUUCAGUCACUUUACACCUUGUUAAAGGGAUAGUGUAGGGUUUUUGAAGUGUGCUCAAACACAAUAAUGACCAUCAUGUUGUUUGGCAGGAGCCUCCAGGUCUCAGCAGCAGCUGGUGCAGAGUCAGUACAGACUAUGUUCACAUAUGCAGAAUGUUUUUAUUCAUAAAUGUUUUUAUUAUCAGUUUGGACGAGAGUCCUUCAGACCGAAAUGGAAGAGGAAUUUGGUAUGAAAAUUAUAUAUAAAUGUAAUAAGGGCUGUUAUAUAAUUAAAUAUUUUAACCGUAUUCAUUGUGAUUAAUUCACGGGGUAGCUGUAGAUUAAUCACGAUUAAACAUGAUUGAUUGAGAUACAUUAUUAUUCCAAAAUAUAUUAAAAAUAAAACCAGUUUUUUCUUUAUGUUGCUGGAGCAGAAAGACAAAUAACAGCAGUUAUUUGUAGAUGUAUGUUUUCUUUCAUUCGAGACUAAUCCAAAUCAUGCAAUUGUUUUUAUGGAAAAAUGCAAAGAAAAAUAUACAAAAUAAAAUAAAAAUAUCAUGCCUUCAAAAAGGCAUUGAGAUGUUAGUUAUAGAAGAAGUUUUUCUUCUGUUUCCAUAGUAACCAACAACUCUUGUUGUGCCUGUUGUUCCCUGAUUUGGUACUAACUAUUGUCUCCUCACAUUUGUCAUGAUCUGAUCAAAUGUGUACAUGUACACUGCUUUAAUUGUACAUAAUUACAUCAAUGUAAACGUAGCUGCUACUGUAUGCCACCUCCUGCAAACACAGCUAAAAAAACCUUGGCUAUCCCUUUAACAAACCGCUAAUCCCUGUGUGUACUGUACCUUUAUGUGUGUAUGUACCAAACGAUACCAGUUGAACAUAUCAAGCAGAAAAGAAGAGCCAUACCUCACUGUGUGUUUCAUCAUUCUUCCUCUUGGAUGUGUGGAGAUGAACCCAGGUUCAAGUCUUUUUAUAUUGUUAACCCACUGUGAGAGAGUGGUGACACAUGACAACAUGUCCCCACUCCAGGCAGGGUGACAUGUGACAUCAUCCACCCUCUUUGCUCUUUGCAUUGCUCACAAUGACAUCACCUUGAUGGUGACACCACCUGACAGGGAAACUCCCCAGGGUACGUAGAGACCUGAGUGGAGGAGCGACACCUCACUGACACCUCCCAUGUCUCCUCACACACUGACACCUCCCAUGUCUCUUCACACACACACACACACACACACACACACACACACACUGCUGCAGGUAAAGCAGUGUGGCUUAGUUAGUCAUUCAGUCCUAGGCUGGACGUCCCACUGAUGGGUCUGUCAUCUGAAACCAUCACUGAUAAUGUCUCAU